CCCGGCGCGGCCUCGGGGCUGCCCAUGGGGCGCGGGGGGCCGGGCCGGUGACGGCGGACGCCCAUGGCCGCCCCUGCGGAGCCGCUGCCGCCGGUGAUCUACACCAUGGAGAACAAGCCCAUCGUCACCUGUGCUGGAGAUCAGAAUUUAUUUACCUCUAUUUAUCCAACGCUUUCCCAGCAGCUUCCAAGAGAACCCAUGGAAUGGAGAAGGUCCUAUGGCCGGGCUCCAAAGAUGAUUCACCUAGAAUCUAACUUCGUUCAAUUCAAAGAGGAGCUGCUGCCCAAAGAAGGAAACAAAGCCCUACUUACUUUCCCCUUCCUUCAUAUUUAUUGGACGGAAUGCUGUGAUACGGAAGUGUAUAAAGCUACGGUAAAAGACGACCUUACCAAGUGGCAGAAUGUUCUGAAAGCUCAUAGCUCUGUGGACUGGCUGAUAGUGGUAGUUGAAAACGAUGCCAAGAAAAAAAACAAAACCAACAUCCUUCCCCGAACUUCUAUUGUGGACAAAAUAAGGAAUGAUUUUUGUAAUAAACAGAGUGACAGGUGUGUCGUGCUCUCUGACCCCCUGAAGGACUCUUCUCGAACUCAGGAAUCCUGGAAUGCCUUCCUGACCAAACUCAGGACAUCGCUUCUUAUGUCUUUUACCAAAAACCUAGGCAAAUUUGAGGACGACAUGAGGACCUUGAGGGAGAAGAGGACCGAGCCAGGCUGGAGCUUCUGUGACUAUUUCAUGGUCCAGGAAGAACUUGCCUUUGUGUUUGAGAUGCUGCAGCAGUUUGAAGAUGCCCUUGUACAGUAUGAUGAACUGGACGCUCUGUUUUCUCAAUAUGUUGUCAACUUUGGUGCUGGGGAUGGUGCCAACUGGCUGACUUUUUUCUGCCAGCCGGUGAAGAGCUGGAAUGGAUUGAUCCUCCGAAAGCCCAUAGAUAUGGAGAAGCGUGAAUUGAUACAGAGGCAAGAAGCCACCCUGUUAGAUCUGCGCAGUUACCUGUUUUCUCGCCAGUGCACCUUGCUCCUCUUCCUGCAGAGGCCGUGGGAGGUGGCUCAGCGCGCCCUAGAGCUGCUGCAUAACUGUGUGCAGGAACUGAAGCUCUUGGAAGUCUCUGUCCCGCCUGGUGCUCUGGACUGCUGGGUGUUCCUGAGUUGCCUCGAGGUGCUGCAGAGGAUAGAAGGGUGUUGUGACCGGGCGCAGAUUGACUCCAACAUUGCCCACACCGUGGGUUUAUGGAGCUAUGCCACUGAGAAGCUAAAGUCCUUGGGCUAUCUGUGUGGACUUGUGUCAGAAAAAGGACCUAACUCAGAGGACCUCAACAGGAUAGUUGAUCUUUUGGCAGGUUUGGGAGCUGAGCGACCUGAAACAGCCAACACAGCUCAGAGUCCUUAUAAGAAACUCAAAGAAGCAUUAUCAUCAGUAGAAGCUUUUGAAAAGCACUACUUAGAGCUGUCCCAUGCUGCCAUUGAGAUGCACACGAGCAUCGGGAGGACCCGCUCUGCCAGGCUUGUCGGGAAGGACCUGGCUGAGUUUUACAUGAGGAAAAAAUCUCCACAAAAGGCAGAAAUCUAUCUUCAAGGAGCAUUGAAAAAUUACCUGGCUGAGGGCUGGGCGCUCCCCAUCACGCACACAAGGAAGCAACUCGCCGAAUGUCAGAAACAUCUUGGACAAACUGAGAACUACCUUCAGACCAGUAGCCUUUUGGCCAGCGACCACCACCUAACUGAAGAGGAGCGGAAACACUUCUGCCAAGAGAUCCUCAGCUUUGCCAGCCGCCAGACAGACAGCCCAGGUCACAAAAUAGUACUCCCUCUGCAUUGUUUUGCACAACUGAGAGACCUCCAUUUUACCCCUUCCAACGCUGUGGUCCACGUGGGCGGUGUUUUGUCCGUGGAGAUAACCAUGUGCAGUCAGAUGCCCAUCCCCGUCUACGUGGAGCAGAUCGCCAUCAACGUCCACUUCAGCAUCGAGAAAAACAACUACCGGAAGACCGCUGAGUGGCUUACCAAGCACAAGACGUCCAACGGGAUUAUUAACUUUCCGGUGGAGACCUCGCCUUUCCCCGCAUCCCAAAACAACUUACCAGCGCUGGAGUUGUAUGAGAUGUUCGAGAGGAGUCCUUCUGAUAAUUCCUUGAACACAACAGGGAUUAUAUGCAAAAAUGUCCAUAUGCUCCUGAGAAGACAGGAGAGCAGCGCUUCUCUGGAAACACCAUCAGGUGUGGCUCUGGAGGAUGGGGCCCACGUGCUGAAAUGCAGCGGCGUAACACUGGAGCCGGGGGCCAAUAGGAUCACGUUCAGGACACAGGCCAAGGAGCCUGGAACAUACACGCUGCGGCAGUUGCGCGCCUCAGUGGGCCCCGUGUGGUUCGUCCUGCCUCACCUGUCCCCGCGGGUGCAGUACGACGUGUACUCUCAGGAGCCGCAGCUGCACGUGGAGCCGCUGGCCGAUAGCCUUUUGGCUGGUAUUCCUCAGAAGGUAAAGUUCACUGUCACUACUGGCCAUUAUACAGUAAAAAACGGGGACAGCCUCCAGCUCAGCAACGCAGAAGCCAUGCUCAUCCUGUGUCAUGCAGAGAACAGAGCAGUGAUCUACUCCAACACAAGAGAAAAGGCUUCUGAUGUGUCGCUCCGGGUUCAGUCGUCUGACAAGGUCACAAGCAUCAGCCUGCCUGCUGCUCCUGCGUACCACAUGAUUGAAUUUGAACUGGAAGUUCUCUCUUUACCUUCAGCUCCAGUAACUGGAGGAGACAGCAGCACGCUGGGGGUAACAGAGCCCCACAGGAAGCAUAAGGACACACAGAAAGCUGGCUACUGCAUGGCUACCACAGACCAUAAAGUGUCCAUUGACUGCCCGUGGUCCAUCUACUCCACCGUCAUCGCCCUGACCUUCAGCGUGCCCUUCAGGACCACACACUCGCUCCUGUCAGCCGGCACACGGAAAUAUAUUCAAGUUUGUGUCCAGAACUUGUCAGAACUUGACUUUCAGCUGUCUGACGGUAACCUUGUGGAUACUGGCAGUAGUGGUGACCUGCAGCUGGUACCGCUGAACACCAAGACCCCGCAGCACAUCUACAGCAAGCAGUCAGUGUUCUUUGUGUGGGAGCUGAAGUGGACGCGGGAGCCUCCCCCUUCUCUGCGCUGCCAGUUCUCCGUUGGAUUCUCCCCAGCUUCCGAAGGACGGCUCUCUAUCCCCUUAAAGCCGUAUACUUACGAAUUUCAAGUGGAAAAUUUUUUUACAUUGUAUAGCGUGAGAGCUGAGAUCCUGCCCCCCUCAGGCACGGAGCACUGUCGGACAGGCUCGCUGUGCUCCCUGGAGGUGUCCAUCACGCGGCUCUCGGACCUCCUAGAGGUGGAUAAGGACGAAGCACUGACAGAGUCGGACGACUAUUUUUCGACCAAGCUUAUGUAUGAAGUGGUGGACAACAGCAGCAAUUGGGCAGUGUGCGGGAAGAGUUCUGGCGUCAUCUCCAUGCCUGUGGCCGCGCAGGCCACUCACCGGGUCCACAUGGAGGUGAUGCCCCUCUUUGCGGGGUACCUCCCCCUUCCCGACGUCAGGCUGUUUAAAUACCUCCCCCAUCACUCUGCGCACUCCUCACAACUGGAUGCCGACAGCUGGAUAGAGAACGACAGCCUGUCGGUGGACAAGCAUGUGGAUGAGCAGCUGGACAGCGGCAGCAUCAAGAGCAGGGGCAGCGUGCACUCGGCCUCCAGCAGCGAGCACAAAGGCUUGCCCAUGCCCCGGCUCCAAGCGCUGCCGCCCGGCCAGGUCUUCAACUCCAGCACGGGCAUGCAGAUCCUGGUCAUCCCCAGCAAAGACGACCAUGUGCUCGAAGUCAGCGUCACAUGACCCCGCCUCGGGUCGGCACACGCCCCCGGCCGGGUGUGCGCGCGCUUGAAGGGAUCCUGGCUCCACUGCUCUCUCCAUCGCAACAUUCUCGCGCUAACCAGACUUUCGGUGAUCCUGCCUGGCCACGGAAGCCUCCGAGGAGUUCGGCGUGCGGCUGGUCGGCUGAGUUACAGCGUUUAUUUUUGUGUUGUCAGUGGUGUUGUUACUCUCUCAUCUCCCCAUCCCAGUGUCCCUGUCCCCGUGCCGGCGUCCUGCAGUGUUGGCCCAGAGCCCCACUCCCUCCCGUCGCCCCCUCCCCGCUCACCUGGCAGCCUCCUGGUCCACGGGUUCCUUCUGGAGUCUGUGUGCCCUCCGGGGAGACACACGGCUGCCCCCUCGAUACUGGACCAGGUGGAUCCGUGAGUCUCCUGGGGGAUAAAACACUGUCCUUUAUCCCAGAUGAGCAGUGCUUUUCUAGAAUAACAACUCCCCAUUAGGGCAGGUCAGUGAGGCUGAGGGCUGGGGUGGGGUGGGAACAGAACCCCUUCUGUGCCUUGGGGGUCGCACGGGGCGGACCUGGAACCUCCAUUAGCUGGAGCCAUCUUAAAGGUACUUUGGGAAGAUUAGACCAGGGCCUAAGGGACGACUUGGCAUCGAAGUAGUUUAGGAAUAACUGUUUCUGGAACCCCUGCUCCCCAUGAUGUUGACUGAAUGUCAUAUGCACUUGGAAUUAAAUAUGUAUUUAUUUUAAUUAUCAUUAUAUAUGUGGGGGUUGAUACAUUGUUUUCUUCUCACCUUUAAAGUCUUCACAUGUCAUCGUCACUGUGUAAUCAAUAUGUUUCUUCUGCACCGGAGUCCUAGACAUUAAGAGGCUCCAUUUCAGGGGAGAACUGGGAGUGCCCUCUCAGUGUGCUUCUAGUUUGGUUGUGGGAAGGACGAAAGUCUUGGAAUGUUCUCUGCCGGCCCACUAAAAUUGCCAUCAUACCAUACCAAUGGAUUAAUUUGCUUUCGGUUGUAAAUUUAAUUGUACAUAUGGUUGAUUUAUUAUUUUUAAAAGUACAGACUAACUGAUGUAAUGUUUAUGUAUAAGUUGCACCAAAAAUCAAGGAUAAAAUAAAUGUGUGUUUGUUUUUACUGGUGUGAGAGUCACAGCUUGUAAAUAAGUGUUGGGUGUAUGCAACCUUUUCCAGCUCUCCAAAGCGAUGUAUUUUUGUACAUAAGAAAUAGAGAACUCUUACUUCCCUGGCAAGGCGUGGUUGGAAUCGAGCCUGACCGGGCUGCUGCAAGUGAGUGUAGACAGGUCCAGCACGGGGUGCGGCCGCGCGGGAGCAACCUCAAGCAUGUGAGCCCGAGAGGAGAGGGGGCCUCUGCAGCAGCUGCCGCCAGUCCUGCCGGUCACCUGUGGGUGUGGGAGCGAGGCUGGCGGGGUGAUGGGGUGGGGUGGUGGUGGGGAGCAGGGAGCGGGGGCCGGCGGGAAGCUCGGAGCAACUAGAACAGAGCAGUCGUGUCCACGCUUCUGUGCGCUGUCUUUUCACUCAACAAAUGAGGUGGCGUGAUUCCCCCUACCCUGCCCCCUGUCUUUUUCAUUUACAGAAAUUGGAAAUGUGUAAAGAAGAUCAAUAUCUGUGUGUUUAAUUAAACUUUUCAGAAAUUUAUCUUCCUUAGGUGCACUUUAAAACUAAUCAACGAGUUAGGCAAAUUAGAGCUUCAGAAUCUAAUAAUAGAUAGUUUAGGGUUUCUAAAAUAAGUUUGUUUUGUUGUAAAAAAUUGAUGUUUUCCCUACAGAUCUGCCUUCAAGCCCUGGGAAUAAAGAGAUCUUUGAGAUUCGAUUCUGUCAUAAAAGCCUCACACUCUGUAUAAUGUGGCUUUCCCUCUCACCUUCCGGAAGGGGGAUUUGAUUCGAUGGUUACCUUAUUUCUGCUUGAUUUCUUUGUGUCUGGGUUCUAAUCCCGCGAUGAAAUUCUCUAGUUGUAUAAUAUACUUAGAGGGAAAAAAAUGAAGGGGGAAUCCAAAAUGCUCGUGGUGGUUUCUUUCUAUCUUCAGUUUGUAUAAAAUCAAAUUUAUUGCAGGUUUGGCGCUCCACCACCCCACCCUGGGAAUUACCCAAAAGAUCUUUUGCAACCUAAGUUACAUGGGUGCCUCUGUUUUUGUUUGGUUCUACACAAAAGAAAAAUGUCACCUAAGCUUCACUUUUUUUUUUUUUUUUUAAGGCAGUACUUGGAUUUUUGUUGUGUUUAAAAUAAAAUAAGGCUUAUACGUUUGAGACAAGCUGGUUUUGUUAAUAAAGAUGCAGCAGCUGUUAAAUAAUUGUGAAGCCGGAUAUAGAAUGUGCAUCUAAAAAGCAGAAUAUGCAGCCGUUUUACACAUAUUGUGGAAGAUGUAAAUACUAGCAAAUGGAAAAGGAAAUAAGUUAUAAUUUUGGUGAAUUUCAUGGGGUUUCCUAUGAUCGGAAAAAUUAUAACUUCUGAUUCUAAUAUGGGAAUUGUAUUUAAUCUGAAAAUGACUUUUACCUACAGUCCAUUGUCAGCGCAGCUGGUCAUGGGUUGGAUUCGUGUACCAGUAAGUCUUGGUUGGUAUCCCAUGGUUAGCAGAGGAGAUACACACCGGCUCCGGUUCAGUGUUUCUUUAGUGUUUAAAGUAAGCUUGAGUUAUAAAAUGAAAUCAAGGAGUCUCUCCAGAUGUGUACAUAAAAUGAAACGUUAUACCACUUUUUAAAGAACAAACUAUGCUGAUCUAAAUGUUUUUGCUGUCGAUUGUGAUCUUUAAAAUAAAUCCAUGAUUUUGGAAUUUGAUUUUUCAUGGAAGUGCCCCUUUCUCUAAAUUUAGCCGUCGACUAUAUCAGGCUGUAAGACCCGAAAGCGUCGUCAAUAAAAUUUGCUGGGAUUCUGUGACUGGAAAAGGUGACAAGUUGGUGACUUUGACACUGCAGGUAUUAAUUCCAUUUUCAUGGUUUACUAUGAGAGUCAUUUUUCACAUUAUUCUGUAAUAUAUUGUUAGACUAAAGCCAUUGUAUUAAGACUGUUUAAAAUGUAAGCAUUGUAAUUCUGAAAAUACACAUUUUAAGAAGAAA
Canis lupus familiaris (dog) is the source of this 6892-nucleotide messenger RNA. RefSeq names its product trafficking protein particle complex 10 (gene TRAPPC10). Bases 64 to 3843 code for a protein of 1259 amino acids. The record is from RefSeq and is a predicted model, not a curated record. Gene Ontology annotation, biological process: early endosome to Golgi transport; intra-Golgi vesicle-mediated transport. NCBI's taxonomy places the organism in Eukaryota, Metazoa, Chordata, Mammalia, Carnivora, Canidae. Gene Ontology annotation, cellular component: TRAPPII protein complex. The transcript has 23 exons.